Molecule: messenger RNA, 543 nt
Organism: Lycium ferocissimum
Lineage: Eukaryota; Viridiplantae; Streptophyta; Magnoliopsida; Solanales; Solanaceae
Exons: 3
Coding region: 1-543 (180 amino acids)
Source: RefSeq, a predicted model, not a curated record
AUGGCUCUUAUGCAGAAUAUCAGACCACCGGACGCUCUUCCUAGUGAUACUAAGAAGAAUCCAAAGGAGUGCAAGGCAGUCACCUUGAGGAAUGGUAGAGACCUUGAAGAAGUGCCUCCGAAAAAAAAGAACAUAGCAGAAGCAGAACUUAUCCCUGCUAAGCGAGCUAAACCAAAGCAGACAAUCGCAGAGCAACCAGUUGAGAAAGUGGUACAUAUCAAUAUACCUUUGGUGGAGCUUUUGCAAGAAGUUCCAAAAUAUGCUAAGUAUAUCAAAGAUGUGGUAGCAAACAAAAGGCGUUGGGCAGAGUUUGAGACUGUUGCACUUAUUGAGGAGUGCAGUUCUAGACUGGCUGAUCGAUCUCUUGCUUAUCCUGAUGGUAUUAUUGAGGAUGUUCUUGUAAAGGUAGGCCCGUUUAUUCUGCCGGUUGAUUUUGUGAUACUUGAUUAUGAGACAGAUAAGAGUGUUCCUCUCAUCAUGGGGAGAGAAUUCUUGUCUACUCUUGAUGUUGUGAUCCAAUGGGAAGAUGUCCAUGACAGUUGA